GCUCGGGAGUAUACGGUUGCUACAUGCAGCGAGGAAGGUUCUAACCGAAAACAAGAUGUUUUUGAUGAUCCUGAUUUUAUUCUUUGUGAUUCUGUUUACUAUUUUGCCGAAAUAUUCACAUAUUAUCGCAGGUUUGAUUGGGAAAAGUGUGUUUAGGUUGACCAAUGAGGAACUAGAUCUGAGGUCACAAGUCAGAGAUCUCAAGUCUGAGCAAGAGUCUGUGAAUAUGGCCGAUGAGUUUGCACGUUACAUGAAGAUACAGCGCAAGAUUGACAAGAUCAUGGGGCAGCUUAAGCAGCUAGGAAGCUCAAGAUCCCAGCGUUUGACGAUGCUGAAAGUGGGCAUCAAGAUUGCAAUCCAUGUUGUUCAUGCCCUGAUAAUGUUGAGUCUGGUGCUGACGUACCGAAAUGAGCCUUUACUCCAGCUGCCGUCCUCAUAUUUCUUCCCCUUCAGUCGAAUUGUUGCCUUCCCCACCGGAGUUCCAGGUGGAGUUGGCAUAGCCUGCUGGGCGUUGGUCUGUAGCACAGUGGUGUUCCGAGCUCGGAGACUGAUUGGGGUGUGAGGAGCCUGGACACCAACCACAGAACCAAUAUUCCUACCAACAAGACACAGUGAUUCACCAUGUGACCAACUGCAGGGACAAACUCCCUCACAAGGUUACUGAUGUCCAUCAGAGUGCCCUGUGGUGGUGAUGAGGGAACAGAUUGACUGCAUUUAGCUGCGGGCUGUGCAAUAGUGGCUGUCACUGUCAGAAUGACAUUUCACUUAAUGAUAGUACUUUUGACUAAUAGCUGUUCAGAGUUUGUUUGUUUGUUAGUUUUGUAUCUGCUUUAGUAGCUGUGUGGGUCCAAGUUUACAGUAGAGAGGGACCAAACUGAUACAAGACAAGUGGUUUUCUGUGUUGCCCUUAAGUGUUUCAAGAGAAUGUAGAUCAGCUGUUCUCUUUUGUUUGAAAACAGAUGUCAUGUUCUGUUAUUUUACACAGCCUCAACUUGAUGGUGGUUGUGUUGUAUGAAAUUCAUUAGGUCUGUGUGCCAUGAGUAAAGCAAGAAGGUCAAGGACAUUAAAGAUACCUCUGUGUGUGAAGAUCUGAUAAACCCUUAUUAGGAGGUGGCAUCAGAUGAACCCUUAGUAAAUCAAAAUGAAGGAUGUGAGGGUUCUUAAGCUAAUCAGAUGUCAGCUUUGUGGAAGAUUCUGCUAAAUUUCUUUUCGACCUUCGGAAAUUCCGAUCUUCAGAAAACCUACACAGAGUUUGAUGGUACUCCCUCUUGGGUGUAGAUGUAAUGUGAUCAUUAACAACAGAGUGUAUAAAAUAUCCACAACAACAUAACGGGCGUAUUUGUGUUCAUUUUGGAGAUACAGAAAUCAGAUAUCCUGGUUGGAAUGCUUCACUCACUCCUACCGUGAAUUUGGAAUGUUGAGUGGCUGGUUAGAAGGUUCACCUGACACCAUCUCUCCCAUGGUGGGUGCGUCCGGCCUACAGGCAGAGGUAUCAUGCAGUGAUACAGGAGGGUUGUGAUGGGAUAUAUAUUGUGGUACAACAGUUGCUGCAUCAAAAUUUAAUUGUUUGUUGUAACACUGUUCAUCUGGGUUGUAAGAUGCAAUACAAAAUAUAUGACCUGAGUUGCAAAUCACCUACUUUGAAUCAUGAUCUCAAUGACAGAGGCAACACUUGGAGAAGUUUAUGGUGAUUGGUGAUGGGAAGCAAAGGACAGUGUAUUAGAUUUCAGGAAAUCCUUCCACAGGUCCAACGACUCUCAUCUUCCUGAGGCAAGGGAGUUCACUGACUUUAUAAGUCCAAUUUCCAACCUUGCCAAACAAGGCUGGAAUUAUGGAGUUAUGUUUUGGCUGGACUAAUGAGUCUAUGCGUAGUCCAAUCGAUAUCGUGGAACAAAAUCGACAUCGGGUUCGUAAACUGCCAUGCAGAUUUUAGUCAAUUGCCAGCUCGGCAUCAACAGGAUAUUUCCCAAAUCUUUACAUGUUUUUAAUCAAGGUGCUCACGUAAUUUGAUGAGCUUCGUGAAGUAAGACACUUUUAAUUACAAUAUAGAUUUUGAUUUAUCAAUCAGAACGUCUUGACUGGGCACCACCAUUUUGUUUGAAGCAAAUGCAAGUGAUAUGAGAGGUGGAAUCUGAUUGGUCAGUAGGAGGGACAUAGAAGGGACAUGACUCAUAAUAGCCACUGGUGACGCUACAAUCGAGCCCAGAAAUUCCAGCCAAGUUCAGCAAGGGUGGAAACUGGACUUUUAUAGUCAGUUGACUCCUUUGCCUUGGGAAGAUGAGCAACUCUAACAUGUCUAAGCCACAUCAGGUUGUUACCAGGGAUCAAGGAACUGCUAGGUACCGUACCAUCUUGCAACAGAAUAAGUUGUCAGUCAGUCAGUACUGUCUGGCUGGGCUGUGUGUAUACUGUAUGUAUACUGUAUGUAUGCUGUGUGUAUGGACGUGACAGGUGAUACCAACUUGUGGUUGUUUAUUGUUCGAAAACACAUGCUCUUUUUUGGAUAGAUAGGGGAUGUGUAUAACAAUUUCUAAAACUUCUUGUGUGUCAAGAGUGUUUAUGGUCAACUGAGGUUCUUUUAUAUAAUUUUCUGGUGCUAUGAAUGCAAUAUCAUAAUUGUACAGAAGUGCUCUUGUCUGAAAACUGUUUACUUUUGGCCUGGCCGGAAGCUUGGUGCUUGUAGAUAGGACAUAUUUCAUCACUAUCACAAAACCAAUACUUGUGUCUAGUUCUAGUACUGUCAGUUGAGACAGAGAGAAUUUAUCUUUUAAUGAUUAGCAUUAAUAAUUGCAACAAGAGAAUCAGAUUUUGAUGUUUAUUAUUGUAUGACAGAUUUUUCGGACCCAAUUGGCUGUAUGUAGGGCUAAAAAAAAAUAGUCUUGGUUCUCAGGCAGCGCCAGCACCGUCAUAAAGUUUGCCGCAAGUUUCGUUUUUAUUUAAAUUUUUUAAGAAAAUGUAUUAAAAAUCCUUAAAUAUUACAAGUCCAACAUGUAUUCCAGUAUUUUACUCAUCAAGGAAUACAUUUAUGUUGGGAGGCCCUUCCCCAGGUGGAUUGUACACAACUGUUUAUUGGUUACAUACUGGUUUGAACAACAACAAAAAAGAAGACACCGCCCACCAGCCCGCCCGCACCAGUUCUUUUAUUUUUUAAGCCUAGGAGAGGGGACCAAGCAGGGAAAGUGGCCAUGACAUUCGAUGACGAAUCACCAACUGUGUCUGUAAGCUUCAUUUCAGCUAUUUUGUUAAUAGAAAGAUGUUUUGUUUUGUGAUCAUUGGGCUGUGGCCCUUUGUCGACAUUAUGAAAACCCAUACGAGAAAUGUCAACAAAAACAAAUUCACAAACUACAACUGGCCUCAACAAGAUACCAUUUUCUUAAAUCAAAAAGGAAGUGAUUACACUGGCAGAGACACCGCAGUUAUCCAAUGAAUUUAUUUACACUUCUGCUGUUGGCAAGAAACAAUUGCGGAAGAGUUGCUUCCCUUCUAUUGAGAAAUUGAUCAAUAUUUAAGUGCUGUCGGCACAUUUUAAAGAUAUAUAAUUUUUCUUUUCUUUUUUUAAAUCAGGGAAAAAUCAGUAAGGCAGAUUUGUAUUGCUAGGGGAAAAAAUUGGUCUGGCCUUAUUCAUAUAUUAUUAAAGACAUUAAGCUUUAUGAAUGUUCACAGAAAACUAUGAUAUAAAUUUGCAGAUAAGAGUUGGAACAGGUCCAUGUGCUUUAAUAAAUGUGUGCAAUCUAAACAUUGCUAGUUUCAAUGUUAUCUACAGGUAGAUUUUAUAUUCAAGAAUACCUGGUUAGUAGUAUAUUUCCGUGUGUACAUCAUGGACAUUGUAUUGAAAUAUAGUCCGCCAACUGUCCAUGGUGAUGUUCGUGGACUGUGAUGAAGGCACGUGUGACCAUCAGUAUAUCGGACUGUGAGAACCUGUCUAGCAUCAGAUCAACUUGGAGAGAAAGAUUGCCUACUUUUACUAAGUUCCAUUUUACAUUAUUUGAAAUGUAUAUAAAUACUUGAAAAUAAAUAUUUUUAUACCCA
This is a messenger RNA of Haliotis rufescens (red abalone), 4029 nucleotides long. RefSeq names its product guided entry of tail-anchored proteins factor 1-like. NCBI's taxonomy places the organism in Eukaryota, Metazoa, Mollusca, Gastropoda, Lepetellida, Haliotidae. The record is from RefSeq and is a predicted model, not a curated record. Gene Ontology annotation, biological process: tail-anchored membrane protein insertion into ER membrane. The transcript has 5 exons. The coding region runs from base 56 to 562 and encodes 168 amino acids.